GUGAAAACUAGAAAAACUAACAAUUUGUGUAGUUUAAUAAUUUUUUUGACUUUAUUUUCGUUAAUAUUGUUGAUUGAUUAUUGAAAUGCCAUGUUAUUGAAAAAUUAAUGCAGAAUUUUUCUUUUGUAGUUAUACAUUUUUAAGUUAAGAUGUUUAAUUAAUCUAUUUAGUAAAUUGGAUUUCUUUUGUUUUGUAUAAUUUAUUAAAAAUAGAAAAUGUGCUAAGAAUUUUUAAUACAAGCCGGUAAUAAUUACCAUACAAACAAUAUGAACUUAGAAUUACUUGAAUCAUUUGGACAAAAUUACCCUGAGGAGUUUGAUGGUGUUUUAGAUAGCAUAUCAUUAGCUGUCACUUGUGUAUUUAAUAAAUAUGGAACAUUAUUAGCUGUUGGCUGUAAUGAUGGUCGUAUUGUAAUUUGGGAUUUUUUAACUAGAGGAAUUGCAAAAAUUAUUACAGCUCAUAUGCAUCCUGUUUGUUCAUUAAGCUGGUCUAGAAGUGGACAAAAAUUAUUAAGUGCUUCUACGGAUAAUAAUGUUUGCACUUGGGAUAUACUAACUGGUGAAAGGGAAGAAAUGUACAAGUUUCCUUCGCCUGUUUUAAAAGUUCAGUUUCAUCCUAGAAAAAAAAAUGUAUUUCUGGUAUGUCCAAUGAAACAUGCGGCUGUUCUUGUAGACAUUGAUGGUCAACACAAAAUAGUUCCAUUAGAUGAUGAUUCAGAUCUCAUGAUAGUUGCUUCAUUCGAUAGACGAGGUCAAUAUAUUUACACUGGUAAUGCUCGAGGGAAAAUAUUGGUAUUAAAUUGUCCUAAUCUUGAGCUUAAAGCAUCUUUCAAAGUUUCAACUGGAAUGACUGGUAUCAAAAGCAUUGAAUUUGCUAGACGUGGCAAUUGCUUUUUGCUUAACUGUUCUGAUAGAGUAAUUAGAGUUUAUAAUGCCAAGCAUGUUUUAGAAAAAGGUAAAGAUGGAGAUACAGAGCCUAUUCAAAAACUUCAAGACUUAGUUAACAAAACAAUGUGGAAAAAAUGUUGUUUCUCGGGAGAUGGAGAAUAUAUAUGUGCAGGCUCUGCUAGACAACAUGCUUUGUAUAUUUGGGAAAAAAGUAUUGGUAAUUUAGUCAAAAUAUUACAUGGCACAAAAGGUGAACUUUUAUUAGAUGUUGUUUGGCAUCCAGUUCGUGCAAUAAUAACUAGUAUAUCUAGUGGACUUGUAUCUGUUUGGGCCCAAAAUCAAGUAGAAAACUGGUCUGCAUUUGCUCCAGAUUUUAAAGAACUAGAUGAAAAUGUUGAAUAUGAAGAAAGAGAGUCUGAGUUUGAUUUAGAAGAUGAGGAUAAGUCAAUAACAAAAGAUGUGCAAAGAUGUGAUGAAGACUUUGAAGUAGAUGUAGAAAAUGCUGAACCUAUUGCAGCAUUUUGUAGUUCUGACGAAGAAGAAGCAUCUGAAGAUCAUAAAGAUGCUUUAAUGUUUCUACCUAUUGCACCUGAAAUUGAAGAUCCUGAACCUGAUAUGCCACCACCACCGGUAGCAUCAAAUUCAUCUAAAUGUCGUACUUUUGACAUUCCUUUAGAUAAUAUUACUGAUGAAGUACAUCCUUUAUUAAGCAACAAAACAAAAGAAAAACAAAUUACUGGAGGAAAAAAAGGUACAAAAAGAGGACUUAAAUCGUAAUAGAAAAAAUCAUUAUAAAAGUGUAAUAUUUUGAUAUAAUGUAAUUAACAAAAAUCAAAUAGCCAUACUUUUUCCUUAAUAAAUUUUAUUUGUUACAAAAUCAUAAAAAAAAUUUAAACAAUAUAAAUUAAGAAACACUGAGUUUUUAUUACAGCACUGCUUAAAAAAU
Molecule: messenger RNA, 1833 nt
Organism: Daktulosphaira vitifoliae (grape phylloxera)
Lineage: Eukaryota; Metazoa; Arthropoda; Insecta; Hemiptera; Phylloxeridae
Gene: Rbbp5
Product: retinoblastoma-binding protein 5 homolog
Exons: 10
Coding region: 267-1664 (465 amino acids)
Cellular component (GO): Set1C/COMPASS complex
Molecular function (GO): protein binding
Source: RefSeq, a predicted model, not a curated record